This is a messenger RNA of Spodoptera litura, 6121 nucleotides long. The record is from RefSeq and is a predicted model, not a curated record. NCBI's taxonomy places the organism in Eukaryota, Metazoa, Arthropoda, Insecta, Lepidoptera, Noctuidae.
UCAUUUCAGAAAUUACCGAUAGCAUUAUUAUAACAACGCAUUCACGAAAUCACUCGCAAAUAUAUAUCUAUAUAGAGAAUCUUCUGUGUGCAGAAAUGAAAGAAACAAUAUAUGAAAUAAUUUUUUGUCCACGAAACGACAUGCAUGAUACUAGUGUAGAUGUAAUUUCGAGAUCAAUACCUCCAGAAAUAUCCAGACUGAAACCGAACGAAAUAAAAAAACAAAUAUGCGAGAAAAUGUGUGGAACAAAAUACAAAGAUAUUUUUUGUAUUAAAACUUUAGAUACUUUUACUUUACUGCCAGGGAUUGACAUUGAUAUAGACACUGAGCGUUCUUUCACUGAAAUUGUUACUGAUCAUUCUAUUACUGAAAUUUUGCUACUAAAUAACAUAACAAUUGAAAAAAUGAUGUGUAUAAAAAAAACUUCAAAUGAGGAUUCAAUUAUUGAGUAUGACUGCCCAACGCCUAAGGAUUUCGGGUUGUCAAAUACGGAAGUACAAAAUUUGAUGUGUCAAGAGUUGACUGGAACCAUAUACGAGGCGAUUUAUUGUACAACGGAUACUAUAUAUAAAUUAAUUUUUGAUAUUAAAAGAGAAGUCUAUAUAGUGACGAUUACAAAUGAAAGAAAAAUCAAUACGACACACGGAAUCAUAAUUCAAAACACUGUGUGCGACUUAACUCUAGGAACCAUAUAUGAAAUUCUUUUCUGUCCACGAAAUGGAGAUAUCUACGAUAUUACUACAGACAAGAUUCGAAGGAUUAUCCCUGAUGACAUAAUUAGGCCGGAACCGGAACAGCUAAGAGAAAUAUUAUGCGAAAUGAUGAGAGGUACAGAAUACGAAAAUAUCUUUUGUCUAACAGCAAAGGUUACAGAUAUUAUUACACCAACAACCGAAACAGGUUUAUCAACAAAUGUAACGCCGGAAACAUCUCAAGAAGAAACUCUGACAUCAACGGUUGACGGUACUGAGCAACCUCUAACUAUGGAAAUUCAGACACCAGCGGUUGAUUCCACUGAGGAACCAAUAACCGAAGCAAUUCAAACACCAGCGGUUGAUUAUACUAAGCAAUUAACAGUUAAUGAAAAUCAGACACCGACAACUGCUGAAACUCAGACAAUAGCGGUUGAUUGUACUGAGGAACUAACAACUGAAGAAACUCAGACACCGACAACUGCAGAAACUCAGACAAUAGCGGUUGAUUGUACUGAAGAACUAACAACUAAAGAAACUCAGACACCGACAACUGCAGAAACUCAGACAAUAGCGGUUGAUUGUACUAAGGAACAAACAACUGAAGAAACUCAGACACCAACAGUUGACGGUACUGAGAAACAAACAACUGAAAAAGCUCAAACAUUAGCGGUUGAUUAUACUGAGCAAUUAACAACUGAAGAAACUCAGUCACCGAUAUUUGCAGAAACUCAGACUAUAGCGGUUGAUUAUACUGUGGAACGAAUAACUGAAGAAACUCAGACACCAACAGUUGACGGUACUGAGGAACUGACCACUGAAAAAACUCAAACAUCAGCGAUUGAUGAUACUGAGGAACCAAUAAUUGAAGAAACUCAGACAAUAUCAAUUCAUGGUGUCCAGGAAACAACACCUAAAGUAAUAACCCAAAGUACAACAACCAAAAAUAAAAAACAGUCGCACUGCAUAAAAAUUUACAAUUCGUCUACUGGCAGGAUAUCUUGCUACUCACCUCCUCACACAACACAGGUAUCAACAGUUAAAACUACCAUGAAACCAAAACCUAAAGAAACAACUAAAAAAACACCUAAAAAAACAACUAAAAGAACAACUAAAAGAGCGACUAAACAAACCCAAGAACCAAUUGUUGAUGUUACCAAGGAACCCAUACCUAAAGAAACUCAGACAUCCACGAGUAAUAGUACUGAGGAACCAACAACUGCAGAAACACCUACAUUAGCGCUUGAUGAAACUGAGACGUCAGCAACUGAAGAAACUCACAUACCAGAUAUUGAUGGUAAUGAGGAACCAACAACUAAAGAAACUCAGACACCAACAACUGCAGAAACUCAGACAAUAGCGGUUGAAUGUACUGAGGAACCAACAACGGACGAAACUCAGGUUGAUUAUACUGAGGAACCAACAACUGCAGAAACUCAGACACCGACAACUGCAGAAACUCAGACAAUAGCGGUUGACUGUACUGAGGAACCAACGACUGAAGAAAUUCAAACUACAACAGUUGUCAAUACUGAGGAACCAACAACUAAAGAAAUUCAGAUGCCAAUAGUUGUCAGUACUGAAGAACCAACAACUGAAGAAAUUCAGACAACAACAGUUGUCGGUACUGAGGAACCAACAACUGAACAAAUUCAGACUACAUCAGUUGUCAGUACUGAGGAACCAACAACUGAAGAAAUUCAGACUACAACAUUUGUCGGUACUGAGGAACCAACAACUGAACAAAUUCAGACUACAUCAGUUGUCAGUACUGAGGAACCAACAACUGAAGAAAUUCAAAUUCAGACUACAACAGUUGUCGGUACUGAGGAACCAACAACUGAACAAAUUCAGACUACAUCAGUUGUCAGUACUGAGGAACCAACAACUGAAGAAAUUCAGACUACAACAUUUGUCGGUACUGAGGAACCAACAACUGAACAAAUUCAGACUACAUCAGUUGUCAGUACUGAGGAACCAACAACUGAAGAAAUUCAGACUUCAACAGUUGUCGGUACUGAGGAACCAACAGCUGAAGAAAUUCAGACUACAACAGUUGUCAGUACUGAGGAACCAACAACUGAAGAAAUUCAGACAAUAACAGUCGAUUGUACUGAAGAAGCAACGACUGAAGAAAUUCAAACUACAUCAGUUGUCAGUACUGAGGAACCAACAACUGAAAAAAUUCAGACUUCAACAGUUGUCGGUACUGAGGAACCAACAACUGAAGAAACUCAGACAAUAACAGUCGAUUGUACUGAAGAAGCAACGACUGAACAAAUUCAGACUACAUCAGUUGUCAAUACUGAGGAACCAACAACGAAAGAAAUUCAGAUCCCAAUAGUUGUCAGUACUGAGGAAACAACAACUGAAGAAAUUCAGACUUCAACAGUUGUCGGUACUGAGGAACCAACAACUAAAGAAAUUCAGACUACAACAGUAGUCGGUACCGAGAAACCAACAACUGGAGAAACUCAGACACCAGCGGUUGAUUAUACCGACAAACCAACAACUGAAGAAACUCAAACACCAACAGAUAUCGGUACUGAGGUGCCAACAACUGAAGAAAUUCAGACUUCAACAGUUGUCGGUACUGAGGAACCAACAACUAAAAAAAUUCAGACUACAACAGUUGUCAGUACUGAGGAACUAACAACUGAAGAAACUCAGACAAUAACAGUCGAUUGUACUGAAGAAGCAACGACUGAACAAAUUCAGACUACAUCAGUUGUUAAUACUGAGGAACCAACAACGAAAGAAAUUCAGAUCCCAAUAGUUGUCAGUACUGAGGAAACAACAACUGAAGAAAUUCAGAUUUCAACAGUUGUCGGUACUGAGGAACCAACAACUAAAGAAAUUCAGACUACAACAGUAGUCGGUACCGAGAAACCAACAACUGGAGAAACUCAGACACCAGCGGUUGAUUAUACCGACAAACCAACAACUGAAGAAACUCAAACACCAACAGAUAUCGGUACUGAGGUGCCAACAACUGAAGAAAUUCAGACUUCAACAGUUGUCGGUACUGAGGAACCAACAACUAAAAAAAUUCAGACUACAACAGUUGUCAGUACUGAGGAACUAACAACUGAAGAAACUCAGACAAUAACAGUCGAUUGUACUGAAGAAGCAACGACUGAACAAAUUCAGACUACAUCAGUUGUUAAUACUGAGGAACCAACAACGAAAGAAAUUCAGAUCCCAAUAGUUGUCAGUACUGAGGAAACAACAACUGAAGAAAUUCAGAUUUCAACAGUUGUCGGUACUGAGGAACCAACAACUAAAGAAAUUCAGACUACAACAGUAGUCGGUACCGAGAAACCAACAACUGGAGAAACUCAGACACCAGCGGUUGAUUAUACCGACAAACCAACAACUGAAGAAACUCAAACACCAACAGAUAUCGGUACUGAGGUGCCAACAACUGAAGAAACUCUGACACCAACAGUUAUCGGUACCGAGGAACCAACAAAUGCAGAAACUCAAAUACCCGUGGUUGAUUGUACUGAGGUACCAACAACUGAAGAAACUCAGACACCAACAUCAAUAUCUGACGGUACUGACGUACCAACAACUGCAGAAACUCAGACACCAACAGUUGACGGUACUGAGGAACCAACAACUGUAGAACCUCAGACACCAGCGGUUGAUUGUACUGAAGAACCAACAACUGAAGAAACUCAGACUACAAUAGUUGUCAGUACUAAGGAAUCAAUACCUGAAGAAGUUCAGAUCUUAACAAUUAUCAGUACUAAGGAACCAACAACUGAAGAAACUCAGACACCAACAGCUGAUGCUACUGAGGAACCAACAACUGAAGAAACUCAGACACCAGUGGUUGAUCGUACUGAGGUACCUACAACUGAAGAAACUCAGACACCUACAGUUGUCGGUACCGAGGAACCAACAACUGAAGAAAUUCAGAUUCCAACAGUUGUCAGUACCGAGGAAUCAGCAACUGUAGAAAUUCAAACACCAAGAAUUGACAGCAAACCAACAACUGAAGAAACUCAAACACCAAUAGUUGACGGUACUGAGGAACCAACAACUCAAGAAAGUCAGACACCAGAUGUUGAUUGUUCUGAGCAACCGACAACUGCAGAAACUAAGACACCAACAGGUGGUGGUACUGAGGAACCAUCAACUAAAGAACCUCAAACACCAACAGUUAACGGCACUGAGAAACCAACAACUGAAGAAACUCAAACACCAACAACUGCAGAAACUCAGACAAUAGUUGCUGAUUGUACUGAAGAACCAACAAACGAAGAAACGCAGGCACCAGAUCUUGGUGGUACUGAGCUACCAACAACUGAAGCAACUCAGACACCAACAUCUGAUUGUAGUGAAAAAUCCCAGACACUAGAUGUUGAUGAUACUAAGGAAGCAACAAGUGAAGAUGAAGAACCUCAGUCAUCAGCCGCUGACGAUGAAGAGUUCAUAUACUCUCAAGAAAUUGAGUUACCACCGUGUGGUUGUACUGUGGAAACAGUACCUGAAGAAAGUCAAGCACCGGUGACUGAAGGUACUGAGGAACUAACAACUGAAGAAACUCAGACAUCAACAGUUGACGGUACUGAGGAACCAACAAAUACAGAAACUCAGACACCGGAUGUUAAUGAUACUGAGGAACCAACGACUGAAGCAACUCAGACGCCAGAUGUAGACAGUACUGUGGAACCAACCACUGAAUACACUCAGACACCAGCGGUUGACGGUACUGAGGAACCAAUAACAGAAAAAACUCAGACUGCAGCGGUUGAUGAUACUGAAGAACCAAUAACUGAAGAAACUCAGACAACAACGGUUGAUGAUACUGAGGAACCAAUAACUCAAAAAGAUCAAAAACAAAUCCAACCUACUAAAAAACCAAAGUCAAAGAAUUGCACAAAUAAGAAGAAGAAAAAGAAGAAGAAGAAUAAAAAAAGGAAGAAGAAAAAGAACAAGAAGAAAGGGGAUUGUUGCGAUACAUUAUUAGAUUUACCUAAACUGUAUAAAUUAUUGUUAAAACUUGUUUCCAAGCCUUGCAAGGAUAACAAGCGACCUCAUAAAUCAAAACAUAAGCUCAAAGAGCAUGGAGCACACCAACCACAUCAUUUUCAUAUUCAUCAUCAUUUUUACUUUGAAAACGCUCCUGAAUAUUUUCGACAUCAUCCAGCGCUCUCUUCUGAAGGCAAGUCUGUAUCAGCCGACGAUAAGUAAUAAGGUACGGUACGGUAUACGGUAUAGUUAUGGCAAAGGCAUACGACUGAAUGAAGCUAGUGAUACUUCAAGAAGACACCAUGUUAUAUGCACGAAACAACAUGAGCAGGAACAUACCUGAAUACUAAUAGAAGAAACAAACCUGAGUGGAAACGUAAUUUCGAUGACAUAAUUAUUAUAUUUAAAAUAUUCUAAUAAUGUCAUUGUCACGUUGUGUAUAUACUGAA